UUUGCGCUUCAGCUGUACCCGGUUCCUGGUGCUCCUCGACAGCUAUGUGCUGCAGCUGGUGACAACUCUCUUGUGAUGGCCUACCCUCAUGGAAACAACCAGCGGAAAUUCUUCAUCACCAAUGGGCCCUCCACGAGGCAAUGGUGCGUGCUGGCCUGGCCCUUCGCGACCUGUGAAUGUUGCCUUCAUUCCGGUCGGGAUAAUGCUGAUGAUGGCCAGAGUUUCAAACGUCACCUUGGAUAUGUUCAUUCAACGCUCCGCACGUAUCGAAGACUCUGUGGUCAGGGACUCUACGGUCCCUCGCUAUUGGUUGGGAAGAGACUGUGGGAGAG
Messenger RNA from Perkinsus marinus ATCC 50983, 332 nucleotides. RefSeq lists its product as hypothetical. The transcript has a single exon. The annotation marks the transcript as partial. NCBI's taxonomy places the organism in Eukaryota, Perkinsozoa, Perkinsida, Perkinsidae. The record is from RefSeq and is a predicted model, not a curated record.